Molecule: messenger RNA, 3202 nt
Organism: Polypterus senegalus (gray bichir)
Lineage: Eukaryota; Metazoa; Chordata; Cladistia; Polypteriformes; Polypteridae
Gene: btbd16
Product: BTB (POZ) domain containing 16
Exons: 17
Coding region: 100-1905 (601 amino acids)
Source: RefSeq, a predicted model, not a curated record
GCCACCGCGUCUCGUUUCCCAGGAGACGGACACUCAGGCGUACAGCCCAGAAAGAGCGUCGACUUGAUCGGACAUCCGAAGGUAGCUUGAGUUGCCCUGAUGGCCCACGUGUUGCACCGAGGUGGCAGGGGGCCAUUUACUCCAGUGGCAGUGCCAAUUACCCCCGCGCGCUAUCUCAGGCGGCCCACUGCCUACACAAUAUCUCUGCUUCAGGCGCCUUAUAUAGCUUUAGAAGACAAUCCUCCUGAGUGCAAUAUUCAAGUCCCAUUUUCUCCAAGAUGCCGUCUUCGAAAUCAAACAGGUGUCACCAAUCGUUGGCAGCUUCCCUAUUGUCUGGGCAGCGACUUGUUAGGAAAAUCCCAGGCCCUCAGAGCAGUACAGGCCAGCAUUAAUGAGUCCAUGAAAAGAAUUAUGACUGUUGAUUCACCCUUUUAUAUGCAUGAUGAGGUCUCAUCGUCUGAUUCCAUUCCUUCCACUGUUCCAUCAACUCCAAGAAAGGAUCGACCUGCAUCUGCAAAGUUAAGUGUAAGACUGCCUGGCCUUCCAAGGCCUGAGGAUCUAUUUUAUGUUCAGUCAAGAAAAGUGGCCAAAAACAUGGCUCCAGACAUUGUCCUUGAGUGCAUGGGAAGUUUCUGGGAACUGCAUUGUCCAUAUUUAACAAAGUCAAGGAUACUGAUGGAGCUGUUUUCUUCGGUUAACAAGCCUAAAAGCCAGGAUAAUGAAAGCAGUGAUCAAAUGCUUCAGCUCACAACCUGUAUGCUGCCCAGUGGUGCUGGGAAUCAACAGGAGCAACAGUCACCAAGGAAGCCCAUUAUGAUAAAGUUCCAAGUGAAAGAUCCAGGUGUCUCCAAAAAUGCUCUGGCAGCGGCUCUACUGAAUUUGUACAGAUCAGAUCCAGUAGUGGGAGUAGAAGAGGCAGAGGGGCUCCUGGCAGCAGCGAAAGUGUUGGUUUUUCCUCAGCUCUAUCAGAAAUGCCUCUCUGUAAUGCUGGAUAAUAUUAACAGCAAUACUGUCUGCAGAUUUCACCAUGUGGCAUGUGAGUUUAAAGAGGACAACCUAAUGAUGACCUGUGAACGAUGGCUUGAGCUCUACUUGGUUCCUCAUCUUCAAUCAAAGAUACAGCUACGUGAGCUUUCACAGGACCUUUUACUCAAAACUCUCAAGUCCCCAAGGUUGUUCACAUACAGUGAAUAUCAGGUUUUCAGAACCCUCCUCUACUGGCUUUUUUUAAGAUUGAACCCAACUGUACAGAUUAUGCCAUCACACAGUUCCAUUUUAACAUAUUUUAUCAGCUUGUCAAAGGGCGCAGCUUUCCUUGAGAGAGAUGUUGGCAAGAAGUACAUUCCUCUUUUCCAGUGUUUGCGUCUUUAUGGAAUCAUGGAUAGUCUGCAGCUUGAAGAAAUUCAGCAAAUUCAGCUUCUGCCUCAGAUGUGGCUGGUGCGUAUCUUCACAAAGCAUUAUUAUGCAUUGCACAGAGGAGGAGACAUGCCGUUCUUGGAGGACUUUGAUACCCAAGCCCUGCGGUUUGGCUUGAUAAUUGAAGGGGAAGCACAAUAUCACACUAAAACAAUCUCCAUGUAUGGAUUCUACUUUGAGCUGAAGGCUGUUAGAAAAGGUGAAAGUUCUUGUUACAACUUUUCUAUGCAGAGGCUACAGCACAGUGACCCCACCCUUUCAUUCCGGGCCUGCAAACGUCAUCCAUUCUGUCUCAUGCAAGAACGAGGAGUCAUCUAUGAAAUUAAGGUUCAAUCCAGGGUGAAGGGAAAGUGGCAAAUAUUUUGUACUGACCGAGUUAACCAGGAAUUUGGUGUCACCAAAAAGUCUUCUGAAAGUCAGGUCCUCAAAGUAAAUGGACUUAGUCCCCCCAUCUUUGCCACUUUUUCUCUUGCUUUUGCAUCAUUUUGAAGAAACAGAAAAGACAGAAGAAGAUGUCACAAGAAUGACAAAUGUUACCUUUGAAUGGACAGUCCAGGAGUUUUAAUAUCUAAGAAACAACUACGAUGAAUGUAUAUUGUACAAAUUCAUAACAAAAUACCCAAUGCUGGUGAGUUGUCGACAAUGCGUCUGUCUUUAUAAGGAUUAGCCAAACCUUGUAAAGCUUUGUAACCUUUUACCUCAGGUAACAUCUAUGUGAAAAAUGUGAAGUUCUGCUGUGACAGUUGCCUUUAAUCAUAUUUAAAGCAAAAAGGACAAAACAGUGUAGAAGAAUGAACGUUUAUAAAUAAAGACAAUCAGUCACGCGGGAGUGUGUGGUGUUCAUAUUUUUUGUAUUACUCUGUACUAUAACGUGUGGAUGCCACAGUGGUUACCACUGCUGCCUUACAUCUCAGAGCCAUGGCUUGGUCCCUUGGCUGACAUUCUAAGGACUUUUCUCCUGUUUUAGCUUAAUUGGUGGCUCUAAACUUGCCCUGUGUGAGUAUGUAUGGGUAUGCAUGAGUGUGCCCUGAAACUGGUCACCAAUACCAUCUGGGACUGGGUCCCACCUUGAGUCAAAUGUUGCUGUGAUAGUUUUUGAAUAAGGUGUCCUGAAAAUUGAUAAAGCUGGUCUCACUUUAUGUCAUCCAUGUAUAGCCAAAUAAAAACAAAAUCAAAUCUGUUUGAUUUUACUGGAGUGAUAUGUGGACUAUUUGGAGUAAGUCACUGGGCAUGUUACAUUAUGCAACUGGCUUCAUGCCUCCUACUUGCUAGGAUUAUUAAAAUGAAGGUUGUAACUGAAACUCACUGGAAAAGGUGUCUAGUGUGACAUAGGCUAAAGGGAGUUAGUGAUUAAUGUAAAAAUCAAGAACAGUGAAUAUGGACAAACAUUAAAACAAUGCGUGUCCCACUCACUAUCAGUGGCUGCACCCAGUUACAGAAUGUCUUUCCAGCUAGACUAGCAGCUUUAUAUUUAAUUCAACUACAGAAAAUGGUGACCUUUCAAAUGGUGUUUGGUAUCACUUUAGAUUUGCUUGUAUAGAUGUCUUAUUUUGGUUUUGUGCUUUAUCUGACCCUAGAGAGUGGGGAAGAUAAAGAGAGAUGCCGCCCACACAGUCAGUAUAAAAAAAUGUAAAAAAAAGGCCUUGCACUUAAGGAAAUAAAGACAUUACUAUCUAGAAAAAUAAACUCCUGUUCAUCUCAUUAUAUAAAAUCCUGAUGAAUUCUCCUUUCAGGGUAUGGUACUUAUGUUGCUUGUUUGUCAUUUUGUGCAUGUGGUGCCUUGUUA